Molecule: messenger RNA, 1347 nt
Organism: Knipowitschia caucasica
Lineage: Eukaryota; Metazoa; Chordata; Actinopteri; Gobiiformes; Gobiidae
Source: the annotation of a GenBank genome assembly
AUGUACCGGGGGCCACACCUGCUCAUGUACCGGGGGCCACACCUGCUCAUGUACCGGGGGCCACACCUGCACAUGUACCGGGGGCCACACCUGCUCAUGUACCGGGGGCCACACCUGUUCAUGUACCGGGGGCCACACCUGCUCAUGUACCGGGGGCCACACCUGCUCAUGUACCGGGGGCCUCACCUGCUCAUGUACCGGGGGCCACAGUGGGUCAUGUACCGGGGGCCUCACCUGCUCAUGUACCGGGGGCCACACCUGCUCAUGUACCGGGGGCCACACCUGCUCAUGUACCGGGGGCCACACCUGCUCAUGUACCGGGGGCCACACCUGCUCAUGUACCGGGGGCCUCACCUGCUCAUGUACCGGGGGCCACAGUGGGUCAUGUACCGGGGGCCUCACCUGCUCAUGUACCGGGGCCACACCUGCUCAUGUACCGGGGCCACACCUGCUCAUGUACCGGGGCCACACCUGCUCAUGUACCGGGGGCCUCACCUGCUCAUGUACCGGGGGCCACACCUGCUCAUGUACCGGGGGCCACACCUGCUCAUGUACCGGGGGCCUCACCUGCUCAUGUACCGGGGGCCACACCUGCUCAUGUACCGGGGGCCACACCUGCUCAUGUACCGGGGGCCACACCUGCUCAUGUACCGGGGGCACACCUGCUCAUGUACCGGGGCCACACCUGCUCAUGUACCGGGGGCCACACCUGCUCAUGUACCGGGGCCACACCUGCUCAUGUACGGGGGGGGGCCACACCUGCACAUGUACCGGGGGCCACACCUGCUCAUGUACCGGGGGCCACACCUGCUCAUGUACCGGGGGCCACACCUGCUCAUGUACCGGGGGCCACACCUGCUCAUGUACCGGGGGCCACACCUGCUCAUGUACCGGGGGCCACACCUGCUCAUGUACCGGGGGCCACACCUGCUCAUGUACCGGGGGCCUCACCUGCUCAUGUACCGGGGGCCACACCUGCUCAUGUACCGGGGGCCACACCUGCUCAUGUACCGGGGCCACACCUGCUCAUGUACCGGGGCCACACCUGCACAUGUACCGGGGGCCACACCUGCUCAUGUACCGGGGGCCACACCUGCUCAUGUACCGGGGGCCACACCUGCUCAUGUACCGGGGGCCUCACCUGCUCAUGUACCGGGGGCCACACCUGCACAUGUACCGGGGGCCACACCUGCUCAUGUACCGGGGGCCAAACCUGCUCAUUGGAGGGAGGAAGAACUGAAGCCAGAGAGGACCAUGCACGGGUUGGUCAGGGGGGAUAAGGCGCGCAUGUUGGCCGGUGGUGGAUGGAGCACGCACGGAUGCAGCAUUCACAGCCUGCUGCUAUGA